CUGUCAGUUUUGUCAGAAAUGCCAAUAGGCAUAUAUACAACAAACCCAACAAAAUUUGUAAACAAAAAUAGGAGCCAUACAAUCUAUUUUAACACUACCAUUGAACUGAUAAAUUAUAAUUAAAUUAAAUAAGUUAUUAAAAAAAUAUAGUUUUUUGUGCAUACAAAAUGUUCGAUACAGAUGAUGAAGAUUUUACUCUUUCUCCUAGUUCAAAAUUGGCCUCAAUAUUCGGUUUAUCAACGGGAUCUGAGGAUAGUAACACCAGUCUAACAUAUAAAGCCCCUAAACAACCAAAACCCACAAGCAAUAAUGCAGUUGAUCUUAACCAGACAGUUAUGAAAAAUAAGCUUGAUGAAGGACAAACUCAGCCUCUGUCAUCUGUGAUAUUUGCAAAAGUGAUUACAUUAUGGAAGGCUGACAAUGGUAAAAACAAACUUAUGGGCAAGUACAUGGUGGCUCUCACAUCAAAUCCUAUAAAAUCUGUUACAGAACUAAUGAUCUACCAGGAUAAAACCAAGAUCCUCAUUAGAGAAACAUUAGACAAAUCACUGAUAUUUGUAAAAUAUCAAAAUAAUUUUAUUGCAUUUUGUGAUAGUCAGAAGAAGCUCUGGAAUUUAAGUUUUGAUACUGUUGAAAACAAGGAAAUAUUUUUACAACAUAUUGAAAAUUGUCACUGCAUAUUACAAGAACAAAAUAAUAAUGGCAAUAAAGAUGAGACUGAUGAUACCAAUCCAACACAGGUUUCUACAAAACCUGAGAUUUCUUCUGAUAUUAAGAGUUCAGAUGCAACAAAAGAACAGAUUUUAUCCAGGGUUACCAAAAUGGGACAACCAAUUUUACCAAGAAUGGUGGAAUUACAUAAAAGUAGUGAAGUGUCUGAUUAUGAGUCUGAAUCAAGUUGCACUGAAACAGUCAAACCUGUUACUGUUCCAAGGAAGCUCAGGAAAACUCCAGGAAGUACUGAAAAAGCUUUAACUGUAGCCCCAAUUGUUCCAGAAGUAAAUAACAGAACUUAUUCAAUGCCUUUUGCAAAUAAUAAUUAUUAUGUACCUCAGAAUCAAAUGAUGCAUGCUCAGAAUCCUACUGGUCUUGUAUACUCACAAUCAAUGCCAGAUUAUGGUUUAAGCCAUUUUCUGAUUAACCAAAAUGCAGAGCUUAAAGCUAGCUUAGCAGAAAUUAAUGCAAAACUAAAUAAUGCUUUUAUAUCUUCUGAUAAAAAUGGUAACAGUUGUGAGGAAACCAGUGUGUUAAAGUCAAAGAUAAAAUGCCAAAGUUUAAAAAUUGAUAAUUUGAAUUCCGAGUUACAAAAAAUGCAUAAGAAGUUUCAAGAUUUAAGCAUCAAAUAUGAGGAUAAAUGUAAAGAACUCAUGGAAGCCAAAGCUACAAAGGAACAGUCUGGCCUUCUUGAAUCUGAAUUAAUUUUUUUGAGAGAUAAAGUAAAGCAGGCAGACAUUCUCCAGGAGAGGCUAGAAAAACUAGAAAAUGAUGUAAAAAUAAAAGAUGAUAAAAUGAAUUUAUUAAAUGUUGAUCUAAAUAGCAUAGAACAACAAUUGCUUGAGGCAAAGACUCAAAAUGAAAUAUUAUUAACUAAAAACUCUGAAUUAAAUGAACGAUUGCAACAAACACUAUUAGAGUUAGAUGAGCAGAGGAAGCAGACAUGUGUAAAUGAGGGAGAAAAUAAUAUGAAUCCUUUAAAUAAGGAAAAAGUUAGUAAAAUUAUUAAAGACAGCAUGAAUGAAGCAUUUAGAGGAAUUAUGGGUAGUUUUAGUGAUGAUAAGAGCUAUGAAACUAGGGAGAUCCAAGCAGUGUUAAUGCAAAACUUGUUAGAUACUAGUUUUAAAUUAAUUAAUUCUUUUUUAUAAUUGAAGUGCAUUACAAUUUUUAUUUUUGUUUUAGUUAGAUAUAUAUAUUGUGAUAUAUUUUAUUAUUAGGGUUAAUAUCAUGUUAUAACUAUUUUUAUGAAUAGAAUAAAGUGAUCAACAACCA
This is a messenger RNA of Anthonomus grandis grandis, 1986 nucleotides long. RefSeq lists its product as uncharacterized. The record is from RefSeq and is a predicted model, not a curated record. The transcript has 3 exons. Lineage: Eukaryota; Metazoa; Arthropoda; Insecta; Coleoptera; Curculionidae. The coding region runs from base 168 to 1862 and encodes 564 amino acids.